Asparagus officinalis (garden asparagus) is the source of this 610-nucleotide messenger RNA. RefSeq names its product glutathione S-transferase T3-like. The transcript has 2 exons. The coding region runs from base 17 to 610 and encodes 197 amino acids. Lineage: Eukaryota; Viridiplantae; Streptophyta; Magnoliopsida; Asparagales; Asparagaceae. The record is from RefSeq and is a predicted model, not a curated record.
UUCUCAAGAUCCAGUCAUGGGUUCUAAUCAAAAGAAGGACAAGUUGUGGGAACGAAUUUCUGCUUUAUUUCAUGAAAGGAUUUCCAAUAUUUGUAAUGCUCAAAGGACUCCAAAGUCUCUUUCAUGCCGAAUGCAAUUAAUUAUGAAGGCCAUCAGUAAAUUUCGAGGAUGUAUUCGACAAGUCGAGCGCUUAAAUCCAAGCGGUGCUUCUGAGCUUGACAUUAUUAAACGUGCUAGGAUAAUAUUUGCAGAAGAUCCAGAAGAGAGAAAGGGGUUUCUAUUUGAUCAUGUUUGGUCAAUUUUAAAAGAUGCAGAGAAAUGGGCAAAUAUAAGUGUCAGAUCGCCUGCAACUUCCAAAACUUCAAAGUCCCGCUCAUCUCAGGGAUCAGGUUCAAGUUCUCCUGUCGUCGACUUAAAUGAUGAUAAUGAGGAAUAUACUCAUAAUGACGAAGAGAUGAUAACAAGUCGACCGACAGGAAGGAAGAAAGAGAAGAUGAGGAGGCGACAAGCAACUGAAUCCAACCUCGACUUGGAAACUCUCAAUAAAAGCAAUCAAGAAAUUGUCGAUAUUUUAAAAAAAGUCAUGGAGAACGAGAAAAUGAUAAAAUAA